AUGUCUGAUGCCACUUCAAAAUCCAAACAAAAAUCAAUUCAAUUUAAAACUUGUAACGACACGCCUAGAAAGCUUUUAUCGAUUCCUCCAUCUCCAUUUUUAGAAAAGUUGGGUUAUGGUACAGGAGUUAACGUUUGGAAGUUAAGUCAUUCUCCUAACAGUGUCAAAUCUCCAUGGGCCAUUAAAAAUGUUAGAAAAUGUGUAAAUAAAGAAUUAUCUGAUAAAUAUCAAUCACUUCUUACUAAGGAAGCAAAUAUAUUAAGAUCAUUGGAUCAUGAAAACAUAAUUGGUUUUAGAGGAUAUUUAAAAUCAGAAGAUGGAAGAAAUUGUUUAGCCAUGGAAGUCGGUGGAGAGAGUUUAGGAGAUUUAUUAGAAAAAAGAUUUGAAAAUGAUUUGGGUCCAUUUCCACCUGACAUAAUUAUUAAAGUUGCUUACAGCAUAGCGAAAGCAUUAAAUUAUUUACAUAAUGAAAAAAAUAUACUUCAUGGUGACAUAAAACCAUAUAAUGUGGUUAUUAAAAAUAAUUUUGAAGAUAUUAAACUCUGCGAUUUUGGAGUUUCCAUUAAAUUAAAUGAUGAAAAUAUAACAGAAAAAUAUGUUGGUACUCCCAUAUACAGUGCACCCGAAUGCAUCAAAGGUGAUAAAAAAACGAUAACAGAGAAAUCGGAUAUAUUUUCAUUCGGUUUGAUUUUAUGGGAAAUGAUUGCAUUAUUUCCACCACACACAGAAGAUCUCAUUAAUAAAAAUGAAUCUGCUCUUAAUUCUGAUGAUUCUUUAUACACACAUGUAAGCGAUAGCGAAAUUGAAGAAAAUUAUGGUACUCGUCCUUUAUUGCCACCUUGUGAACUAGGAUCAGAGUAUAAAUAUGUUUUGGAAUUAUUUUAUGCAUGUACAGAACAAGAUCCCGAUAAGAGACCUUCUGCAUCAUCCAUAAUUGAUUACAUAAAUAUGAUAAACAAAACUAAUACAUAA
Pediculus humanus corporis (human body louse) is the source of this 972-nucleotide messenger RNA. Its product is annotated as mitogen-activated protein kinase ERK-A, putative. Gene Ontology annotation, biological process: MAPK cascade; protein phosphorylation. The coding region runs from base 1 to 972 and encodes 323 amino acids. Gene Ontology annotation, molecular function: ATP binding; MAP kinase kinase activity. NCBI's taxonomy places the organism in Eukaryota, Metazoa, Arthropoda, Insecta, Psocodea, Pediculidae. The transcript is spliced from 4 exons. The record is from RefSeq and is a predicted model, not a curated record.